This is a messenger RNA of Paramecium pentaurelia, 1027 nucleotides long. NCBI's taxonomy places the organism in Eukaryota, Ciliophora, Oligohymenophorea, Peniculida, Parameciidae. The record is from the annotation of a GenBank genome assembly.
GAUGCAAUAACAAAUACCUCCUUCAUUUUUUGUUAGCAAUUUAAGCUGUAUGUCUGCUAAAUUCAGUCCAUUUGAUAUUGACAAGAUAGCAAUUACCUGUGCUGAUAAUUUUGGUAUUUAAGGUAAAGGACGUCUAAUAAUUGGAUAAAUCCAACCAAAUUAGCCAAUUAAGAUAUUGUUUUAAAGUGAAGAAAGUGAUGCUGUUUUUGAUUGUAGUUGGAAUGAAGCUGAUCCAAAUGUAAUAGCUAUAGGAUGUGGAAAUGGAAUUGUUAAAGUUUUAAAUGCAGGAACAUAAUAAAUUCUCACUUAAUAUCUAGAAUCCAAAGAAGAAAUCUAAAGUGUAGAAUUUGGACAUAAAAAUCCUAAUUGGUUAUUAGCAUCAAAUUUGAUUGGAAUAACUAGAUUAUUUGAUAUUACAGCUUAGAAACCUGUUGCCUAUUUUUAAACUCACAAAGGAUGUGCUUAUACAUGUACUUGGCAUCCAAUUUAAUAAAAUAUAUUUGCUACAACUGGAAAUGAUGGUGCAAUGAGAUUAUGGGAUUUGAAUAGUCCAUCAAAUAAGAAUAUUGCCUCAAUAAAGGCUCAUAUGUCAGAUACAUUAAGUUGUGAUUUUAAUAAAUAUGAAGAACUUAUUGCAACAUCAUCAGCAGAUAAAACAAUAAAAUUAUGGGAUCUUAGAAAUCUAAAGUAUAUUAUUAUUGAUUAAUAAUAAAUAGAGCUCCUAUUUAAACUUUAUUAGGACAUAGACAUCCUGUUAGAAAAGUUAAAUUUUCACCACAUGAGGCAAUUAUUUUAGGUUCUGCUUCAUAUGAUAUGAGUGUAAUGAUUUGGAAUAUAUAAGAACCAUCAAAUCCUUUGAUGUAAUAUAAUAUUUAUAAUAAUAGUAAAAAUCAUCCAAAACAUACAGAAUUUGUUGUGGGCCUUGAUUUUUCAAUUCAUACAGAGAAGUAGAUUUGUUCAGCAAGUUGGGAUGGAAAAGCAAUGAUUUGGUAAUGGGAUUAGGAAUAACCAACAGUGUGAGUUUAGU